GGAAGGAAGUUACCACCACUAUGCUAGAUGGGAGUGCUUCAGUGACAUGUGCUUGCUUUUGGGAAAAUCAGAACUCUUCAGAUUAGUCCUGGGAAUAAUUACCAUGUUCAUUUUAUGUUUACCUGAAUUUUUCAAAAUCCAUGAAGUUAACACAGUAAUUGUGUCAUGCAUAGACACCUGCUCAUCAAAUAACACCACUUUUCCACUUUGCACAUUUAACAAUUCUUGCAAAGCAUCAGUGCAACAAAGAAGAGAAAACAAGACUAUUUUACUGAAGGCCAUUGUAAAUCAUUCAAAUUUCCAAAACAUUCCAUGUAUUUGCCAGUCUUCCAGGAUGGAACAGUCCCAUACUAAACACAGAGAGUGUGAAUCCAAGGGAGACGUGAAUGUUGAUCAUCAAGGAUCAGGGUUAGGAGCUGAAAAAACAAAAGGCUCGCUUGAAGUGAAAUCAGAAGAUGUUAUUUAUUUGUAUAAAUAUUUUAAUUUCACUAUGGUUUCUGAGAAAGAAGUAGAGCAUAAUAGUUACUACCUGCUGGAAAUCCACAUUAACAAUUCUACAGUCGGAGGAGGAAAUGCAGCCGAAGAAUACCUAAAUCAUUCCUGUCUGGUGGCAAUGAUGGAAGACCAAAAUGACUGUAUAAAUAUUUCAAUGCAACUGAAGACUUAUGUGGAAUAUCCAGUGUGUAUGACAAAGAUCAUUUGGCUCACCAUGAUUGUAGUAGUUCUUGUGUUCACUGUUUUAAUUGUCAUCUACAAAAUAGUCCAAGAAAAUGAACAAAAUUAUUGUAAACACAGAGUAACAGCAUCAGUUUCUACUAUUCUAAGAAGAAAUGGUUCCAGACAUGCAAGAAGAACCAUAUCUGCUACUAGAAUUCAUCCUUUUCCUGCUUCAGAUAUCGUCAUGUGAAGUAUCAUUACUGUCUGAUGAAAGAAGACACAUCAUACACGCACCACAGACGAAAGCAUCUCCAUUUCCAGUUUGGAGAGCUGUUACUUGCCUUUUCAUGAGAAUGCCAACUGUAC
Pezoporus occidentalis (night parrot) is the source of this 1023-nucleotide messenger RNA. RefSeq names its product transmembrane protein 156 (gene TMEM156). The transcript has 6 exons. The record is from RefSeq and is a predicted model, not a curated record. NCBI's taxonomy places the organism in Eukaryota, Metazoa, Chordata, Aves, Psittaciformes, Psittacidae. Bases 47 to 907 code for a protein of 286 amino acids.